AUGGCUUUUUUCAUUUUACGGUGUGUGAUUCCUUCCUUAUAUUUGAUCAUCAUCAUGGUAGGACUUUUGGGCAAUGUUACUUUGGUGAAGAUUUUCAUUACCAAUAGUGCUAUGAGAAGUGUGCCAAAUAUCUUCAUCUCUAGCUUGGCUGCUGGGGACUUGUUGCUGCUGGUGACCUGUGUGCCAGUGGAUGCUUUCAGAUUCUUCUUUGAGGAGUGGAUGCUUGGAGAAGUGUGCUGCAAGCUGAUCCCCUCCAUUCAACUUACCUCUGUGGGAGUAUCAGUGUUCACACUUACUGCUCUCAGCGCGGAUCGAUACAAAGCUAUCGUAAAUCCAAUGGACAUCCAAACAUCAAGUGCUGUUCUGUGGACGUGUAUAAAAGCUACAGCCAUCUGGAUCAUUUCAAUGCUUUUGGCAGUCCCUGAAGCCGUGUUUUCUGAAGUGGCACAUAUCAACGGAUCAGACAAUGUCAGCUUCACAGCUUGUAUCCCAUAUCCACAAAAUGAUGACAUGCAUCCAAAGAUCCAUUCUGUCCUUAUAUUCUUGGUUUACUAUCUUGUUCCACUGACUAUUAUAAGUGUUUACUAUUAUCAUAUUGCUAGGACUUUAAUUAAAAGUGCACACAACAUCCCUGGAGAAUAUAGCGAGCAUUCAAAACGACAGAUGGAAACGCGAAAACGUCUGGCAAAAAUCGUUCUGGUGUUUGUUGGCUGCUUUGCACUCUGCUGGUUUCCAAACCACGUCUUAUACAUGUACCGGUCUUUUAACUACAAUGAAAUUGAUCCUUCUUUAGGACAUAUGAUAAUAACAUUAGUGGCCCGUGUCUUAAGUUUUUCCAACUCAUGUGUAAACCCUUUUGCACUCUACCUACUAAGUGAGAGUUUCAGAAGACAUUUUAACAGCCAACUGUGCUGUCGUAAAAAGAAACACCACCAAAGGUCUACCAGCUACCUGCUUAAUUCAUCUAAUGUCCGAAUGACUUCUUUGAAGAGUAAUGUUAAGAAUACAGUGACCAGCACUUCUCUCCUCAAUGGUCAGAGUCGUCAAGAAGCAUCAUUAUGA
Bufo bufo (common toad) is the source of this 1062-nucleotide messenger RNA. RefSeq names its product neuromedin B receptor (gene NMBR). Bases 1 to 1062 code for a protein of 353 amino acids. Gene Ontology annotation, molecular function: bombesin receptor activity. The record is from RefSeq and is a predicted model, not a curated record. Gene Ontology annotation, biological process: bombesin receptor signaling pathway. The transcript has 3 exons. Gene Ontology annotation, cellular component: membrane. Lineage: Eukaryota; Metazoa; Chordata; Amphibia; Anura; Bufonidae.